AUGAAGGCCGCGGCCAUGCGGGGCAACCUCGCGAUGGUAGUGUACCUCGAAGACCUCGGUUACUGGAGCCCACACGUGCUGCGCUGGGCGUGCACGGCGGGCCAACUGCACGUCGCAGAGUUUGCCAACGACCGCGAGACCACGAGAUCGCUCGGCGCCGGCACGAUCAACGACGUGGUGCGGUCCGGGAACUUUCCGGUCCUGCGCUUCUUGCACGAAAACGGCUACGACGGCUUCUCGGACGAGGCCGUCGACAUUGCCGCCGCCCGAGGGGACGUGGCCACGGUGCGCUUCUUGAACGACAAGCGCCGGCUCCGCGGCACGUGCAAUGCCAUGCUGGGCGCCGUCGACCACAACCACGUCGAGAUCGUUAGGUAUCUGGACAAGCACUGCAGGGCCAACGACAUUGCGGGCAGCCUCCGUCGCGCCGCUGCCUGCGGCCACUUGGAGCUCGUGACGUACUUUUGCUCGCACUAUGAAGGCGAGACCCUCUUGGUCGGCGCGCUCGAAGCGGCUCGACGAAGCCUUCGUGUCGUCGCCUCUCGCACGCAGAGGGAGCGACUCGAAGCCGUGAUCGCACACCUCCAGCGCCUGCGCCCGACGCCGCCCGCCGACGACGCAGCGUGCACGAUCCAAUAAGCUCUUAUACUGGUAG
Saprolegnia parasitica CBS 223.65 is the source of this 655-nucleotide messenger RNA. RefSeq lists its product as hypothetical. The transcript has a single exon. The record is from RefSeq and is a predicted model, not a curated record. Lineage: Eukaryota; Oomycota; Saprolegniomycetes; Saprolegniales; Saprolegniaceae. The coding region runs from base 1 to 639 and encodes 212 amino acids.